Molecule: messenger RNA, 815 nt
Organism: Varanus komodoensis (Komodo dragon)
Lineage: Eukaryota; Metazoa; Chordata; Lepidosauria; Squamata; Varanidae
Gene: IFT43
Product: intraflagellar transport 43
Exons: 9
Coding region: 20-661 (213 amino acids)
Biological process (GO): intraciliary retrograde transport
Cellular component (GO): intraciliary transport particle A; cilium
Source: RefSeq, a predicted model, not a curated record
CGCGCAUCGGGCCCGAAGGAUGGACGACGAGCUGGAGUUGGAUGAGGUGGUCUGCAAGGGGGUAGUAAAAAUGGGUCGACGAGCUCACCAGGAUUACUUCCAAGAGGAAAAUCAUCUUAGCCAGGCCAGCUCUCCAACUGCAGAGGUAGAUGCAACUAGACUGCGCCCAUCAUCUAAGCCUCAUAUCCGGAAAGGAGUGUGGUCUGGCUUGGUUGGUGUGAAUGCUUCCAAAUCAAAGAAGAAAGCUGCAGAACAAGAUGUUGAAGACCACCGCCUGAGACAGCAGAGCACAGAGGCAGCAGAUGAUGGAGGAGAUAUUCCAGUGAUCCCUGACUUGGAGGAGGUUCAAGAGGAAGACUUUGCCAUGCAGGUGGCAGCCCCACCAAGUGUUCAAGUGAAUAGAGUACUGACCUACCGUGACCUGGACAAUGAUCUUAUGAAGUAUGCCGCUUUUCAGACCUUGGAUGGAGAGAUUGACCUGAAGCUGCUCAGUAAGGUUCUAGCUCCAGAGCAGGAAGUACAAGAAGAUGAUGUCAGCUGGGACUGGAACCAUCUUUACAUAGAAGUUGCUUCUGAGCUUCUAAGUGAGUGGGACUCAGGGCAGCCUGAAAAGGAGGACGGCCUCACACCACACAAGAACCAAAGCCUGUGUUUUGGCUAGUGAUUGUGCAGCCACCAUCUACACAAGCACAACUGUACUUUUGCAAUGCAGUUUUUUAAAAUAUGCACUUUGUAACUAGUCGAGUAGAACUCCUAGCUGUGCAAUCUACAAAGAAGGAAGCAACAAUAUGGAAAUAAAAAAGCUCCACCACUCA